Nicotiana tabacum (common tobacco) is the source of this 1041-nucleotide messenger RNA. Lineage: Eukaryota; Viridiplantae; Streptophyta; Magnoliopsida; Solanales; Solanaceae. The record is from RefSeq and is a predicted model, not a curated record.
CUCUCUCAAAUAUGUAUGGAGUGAGGGAAAAGAGCAAUUUAAGGAGGGAAAAAAGAAAGAAAUUUUGGAUAGUCACGGGAAUGUGUCAUGUCAGAAGGGGUGCAAUAGGAGAAAUGGAGAGGGCGGAGAAGAGAAAGAGAGGAAAAGAAACAUGGGAUCACGAGAAGAAAGAGAUGAAGAAGAGGCAAGUGAUGACGACGACGACGACAGAUAAUGACGAUAAUGAUGUUGGAAUUAGCUACAAAUUGGAGAACAUGACGAAUAGUAACGACCCUGGAGGCCAGGAGAAUAUUAUGAAAAUAACAUAUGAUGAUAAUGAAAAAGGAAAAAUUGGAGUUUUCGACUUUCCAUGGCUUAAAAAAAGGCGAAGAUGUUAAUUUCAGAGCAGAAAUUGAUGAAUUAUGCUUGGAUAGUACAUUUGCAUGCACUGGAGUAUGCUCUACCUCGUACGAUUUUGAUGAUCAGGACACUCUUUUAAUUCCCACAAACAGCUACAGAGACAUCGCCACUACUAUUACAUCCAAUUCAUCUUGUCUUUUUUAUGAUAAUAAUGCACUCCUCGACCUCGAUCUCGAUCUCGACGAAUUUUACGUGGAGAAUCUAUCGACUAUGGGUGCUGCAGAUCAGUCGUCUGAUGUUCAUCAGCUGAAAGUGAUUAAUAAAAUUGAAGAUGAGCAAUUGAAAUUCCAAGUGGAUGACCAACAACUUGUUGACCCCAAAGAUGGAACUUAAUUGGAGUACUUCGGGCAACGCUGUUAAUAUUAUUGGCAAGACUUAAAGCCAUUUAAAUUUCUCGAUUUCAUCAGACAGAUUGUGCAUUUUCUUUCGCCAUUGUCAUAGGCGAGCAAUUGGUAGGGGUAGCAUCUUUCAAAGCUGUUAGCGCUGACCAUUGAAUAAGUUUCUUCGCCUUAAGUUGGGUUAAAAAUACACCUUCUUUCAUAAAAAAUUUCUACGGUAACAUAGCACCAUGAAUGACGCAUAGCAAAGCAACACCAAAGGACUAAUCCCAUUAUGUUAAAGGAGUUAAAAUUCCAAUUAUGA